AUGACUGUACCUGUCGAGGAUAAUUUCGAUUUCAUCGUCGUUGGUGGCGGCACUGCCGGUAAUGUGGUUGCCGGUCGGCUGGCAGAGAACCCCGAGGUAAAAGUGCUGGUCAUUGAAGCAGGUGUCAGCAACCCGGGCGAGAUCUCAGAAAUCUCCACGCCAGCGUCUGCCUUUGGGCUGCGUGACAGCCAGUAUGACUGGGCCUAUAAGUCGACUCUCAUCAACAAACCGUACUAUGAACGCGUUGAGAAGCCCAACACCCGCGGCAAAGUCCUCGGAGGUAGUAGCUCUUUGAACUACUAUACCUGGAUCAGGGGAAGCAAGGGGACCUUCGAUGCGUGGUCUGAGUAUGGAGGUCCUGCCUGGACGUGGGAUGAGUGUAAAGAGUAUUUCGAUAAGCCUGCUUCUUACCAUGACGAUGACAACCUUUAUCCCUCAGAGCUGUCCAAAAUAGGCCGCAAUGGCCCUCUUCAUGUGUCCCAUGCGGACCUUGUUCCUGAACUGCAUACCUUCCGUGAUGCCCUUUCUGCAGCGUGGACGAGCAAAGGCCAGAAGAUCAAUGAGGACAUCUACUCCGGAAAGAUGGAGGGCCUCACACACUGUGUCAACAGCAUCUACAACGGUGUGAGGUCGACCAGCGCUUCCUACCUAACAGACAAGAAAAACGUGACGAUCCUUAGCUCCACAAUUAGCAAGAUGAUCAAUUUCGACGGCGACAAAGCAACAAGUGUCACUGUCCUCACCGCCGAUGGCUCCGAGGCAACAAUCACAGCCAAGCAUGAGAUCAUCAUUUCGUGCGGUGUUUUCGAGACUCCGAAGCUUCUGAUGCUCUCGGGCAUUGGCCCAAAAGAUGAAUUAGCUCGUCAUGGCAUUAACCCAGUCCAACACUCCGAGCACGUUGGUCAGAAUCUUGUCGACCAUCCUAUCCUUGCUCAUGUCUUCCGACUCAAAGAUGGCACUGGUCUCGACAGCCAUCUUCUCCACGCCGGUGCCGCCCACAGCGCAGCUGUGCAAAAAUAUCGCACUAGCAAAAAGGGCCCCUUCAGCAGUGGGUUACUGGAAAUGAUAGGCCUGCCGCGGAUUGACAGCCGCUUAGAACGAUACAAGGAAUAUCGCGAGGCAAAGGCUCAGAAUGGUGGUUUGGAUCCAUUCGGACCUGAAGGGCAGCCGCAUUUCGAGAUUGAUUUCGUGCCAAUGUUCUCAGACGCCUUCCAAUGGCACUUCCCCGUCCCCACCGAGGGCGACUGGCUGACCGUCAUCGUUGAUCUUCUCCGUCCGCUGUCCAAGAACGGGGAAGUGAAGCUCAACUCGACCGAUCCUCAUCAGCAGCCAUACAUUAACUUGAACUUCUUUUCGAACGAGCUCGACAUCCUGGCAUUGCGAGAGGGCGUCCGCUUCAUCGACGACAUCCUCAUGACCGGUGACGGGAUGAAGGAUAUCAUCGGCGAAGACUACCCUUGGCCGAUGCCUCGGCACUCAGAUGAAGCCAUGAACAGAGCGAUUCUGGAGAGAUCGCAGAUCGGAUACCACCCCUGCGGCACGGCCCGCCUGGCUAAGGAUAUUAAUCAAGGUGUCGUCGACCCGGAGCUUCGUGUCCAUGGGGUAAAGAACCUUCGUGUCAUAGAUGCGUCGAUCAUUCCUGUUAUUCCUGAUUGUCGGAUUCAAAAUGCUGUGUAUAUGAUUGGAGAAAAGUGCGCGGAUGCAAUCAAGGCGGCUUAUCCGUCCCUCUAUCAAGCUUAAUCCUGGUCUGUAUCGGCGAUUGGCUAUCUUACAGAGCAUAAUACGAUUCUUGACGAGCCAAGUUUGUGUUGCUUUGUACUCUGCGUCAUAAUGAUUAUCAGUUCUCAAGGCGAGCUUACACUCGUCUAAUAAACUAAUGCCUAGAUGGGGGUGUCAUGUGGGUGCGGGCUCGAAAGUGAGACAGACUACAAGUGAACUUGUGGUAUAAACUUGGUUCUAUUAGAUACGGACUCGAAAGGCCCGAUAAAAGGAUAAUCAUAUGCACGUGCAUUCCCUCCCAGUAUUCCAUUUAUGGUAAUCUCUCGAGGACGUCCAGAAUUGGACAUUCAUAAGGCUUCGGUAGACCAGUGCUACAGUUCGGAGCAGCCAAGGGCCAGAACGCCGUU
This is a messenger RNA of Aspergillus ibericus CBS 121593, 2126 nucleotides long. Its product is annotated as GMC family oxidoreductase. Gene Ontology annotation, molecular function: oxidoreductase activity, acting on CH-OH group of donors; flavin adenine dinucleotide binding. The record is from RefSeq and is a predicted model, not a curated record. Bases 1 to 1740 code for a protein of 579 amino acids. Lineage: Eukaryota; Fungi; Ascomycota; Eurotiomycetes; Eurotiales; Aspergillaceae. The transcript is spliced from 7 exons.